Messenger RNA from Fragaria vesca subsp. vesca, 946 nucleotides. RefSeq names its product 40S ribosomal protein S5-1-like. The record is from RefSeq and is a predicted model, not a curated record. Bases 84 to 713 code for a protein of 209 amino acids. Gene Ontology annotation, cellular component: cytosolic small ribosomal subunit; ribosome. The transcript has 4 exons. Gene Ontology annotation, biological process: translation; ribosomal small subunit assembly. Gene Ontology annotation, molecular function: structural constituent of ribosome; mRNA binding; rRNA binding. Lineage: Eukaryota; Viridiplantae; Streptophyta; Magnoliopsida; Rosales; Rosaceae.
ACAUUUUGCCUAUGCGCUUCAGCCUCCUCGCUCAGCCGCUCUAGCUCUCAACCCUCCCCCAAACCCCUCCUCCUCUCUCAGCCAUGGCCGCCGUCGUCGAAUCUGCCCCCGUUGCCCAAGAGAUCAUUCUGCCCCACAACGACGUUAAGCUCUUCAACCGCUGGACCUUCGAGGGCGUCGAGGUCACCGACCUCUCGCUGCAAGAUUACAUCGGCGUCAAUCAAGCGAAGCACGCCACGUAUGUGCCCCACACCGCCGGGAGGUACUCGGUGAAGCGGUUCAGGAAGGCUCAAUGCCCUAUCGUUGAGAGGCUCACCAACUCUCUCAUGAUGCACGGAAGGAACAACGGGAAGAAGCUCAUGGCUGUUAGGAUCGUCAGGCACGCAAUGGAGAUCAUCCAUUUGCUCACUGACCUUAACCCUAUCCAGGUCAUCGUCGACGCUGUUGUUAACAGUGGUCCUAGGGAAGAUGCAACCCGAAUUGGGUCUGCUGGUGUUGUGAGGCGGCAGGCUGUUGAUAUUUCUCCCCUCAGACGUGUCAAUCAGGCCAUUUAUCUGCUGACCACCGGGGCUCGUGAGUCAGCUUUCAGGAAUAUCAAGACUAUUGCAGAGUGCUUGGCUGAUGAGCUGAUCAAUGCUGCUAAAGGGUCCUCUAACAGCUAUGCUAUUAAGAAGAAGGACGAGAUUGAGAGAGUUGCCAAGGCCAAUCGUUAAGGUGCUGCAGGGAACAAUAAUGCAACAAUGGGAGAGUUUUGUUUGCAUUCUUUUCUUUAUGCUUUAUUUAGACUAGUCUAUUGAGAUUAGAUAAUUUAUCCAUUUAGAUUGGAUGGUUGAAAUUAAAUGGCUGGAUGUUUUGGAUGACUUGAAUUUUGUUUUUUGUUGAGUUCCAUUUGAGCUAUGACAAUGUUGAGUCUCUUUAUAGGUUUUAAUCUAUCUUCUGUUUACCC